Molecule: messenger RNA, 744 nt
Organism: Camponotus floridanus (Florida carpenter ant)
Lineage: Eukaryota; Metazoa; Arthropoda; Insecta; Hymenoptera; Formicidae
Product: matrilysin-like
Exons: 1
Coding region: 1-744 (247 amino acids)
Biological process (GO): collagen catabolic process; extracellular matrix organization; proteolysis
Cellular component (GO): extracellular matrix
Molecular function (GO): zinc ion binding; metalloendopeptidase activity
Source: RefSeq, a predicted model, not a curated record
AUGACGCGCGUCGCGCUGACGAUAUCCCUGCUCGUCGCCGUCGCGGCGACGCUGACCGACGAUGACGUCGCGGAGGCGUCCCGUUAUCUGCGAACCUAUAGCUUUCUGGAGAACGAGGAGAAUCAUCAGCAGUCGUCGUCAUUGGAUAACGCGACCAACCUGAGUGAAGCGCUAUCCUUGUUUCAGGAAUACUACGGUUUGCCGGGAAAUGGCGUUCUGACCGUGGAAAUGAUUCGCGUCAUGCGCAGGCCGCAAUGCGGCGUCGCAGACAUUCACGCUUACAGCCCGUUGACGAGAAAGUGGCCGAAGACGCAUCUCACGUGGAACUUCAGACUAGCGAGCAGAGAUACUCUGCGCAUGUUCGCUCUGUGGUCCGAGCAAUCCUCCAUGACGUUCUCGCACGAUCCGCUGCGACCCGAUAUACUGAUAUCCUAUCAAUCCGGCGCUCACGCGUACGAGAACAGCGACAACGAGGACUCGUGUCCGUCGCCGUUCACGGGACCGGGAUCGGCCGUCGCUCACGCAUUCUUUUCGACGGGAAUGGCCAAUCAUGUGACGGAGGUACACGUCGACGAGACGGAGCCGUGGCACAUCACGUUGACUAGGCCCCCGUCGGACAAGCUGUAUCUCCUUCAGACGCUGACGCACGAGAUCGGCCACAGUCUGGGUCUGACUCACAGUCUGAGGGAAGAUUCGGUCAUGUACGCGUAUACGCCUUCGGAGGAAAGGCAAUAUCCGCUCUGA